ACCUACUGCGUUGAACAGAAGAUCCUUCAGCAGACAUCUCUUCUGCAGUACAAAGUGGAAGAUGGACAGAACAGCCACUGUAACCAUCCUCAUCCUCCUUCUGUGUGCCAUUGCUGCACAGGGUAUUCCGAUCCCAGGAGCACAAAGAUGGUGCCAGUGCCUUCAGACCAGCUCUGAUAUUAUUCAUCCGAUGUCCAUCCAGAGCUUGAAAUAUAUUCCCCGUGGAUCCCACUGUGAUAAAGCAGAAGUAAUUGUUACCCUGAAAAAUAAGACUAAAAAGUGUGUGCACCCUGAUGCCAAGUGGUUGGAGGUCCUCAUGACUGCCUUUAAAGGUGCUAAAAAGCAGAAUUUAAAAAAUUGAAGCUGCAAAAUGAAGGAUUCACUUCCACCUCUGGAUUAUCCGAUAGGGAAUGAUGGAAGUUCAGCCCUGGGUGUUGACUCUGUGAUAUCACCAUUCCAGUGGUUCAUUCCAGUGUCUCCUCUUCAUUGUCUUCUGAAAGUUUCACCAUUCAUCCUGAUGCAAGACUUGUUUACUCCUGUCACACUACCUGCUUAACCUGAGAAAACCAUAAACUUUGGUCCAAGUUUGUGGCUUCAUUUGAAGCCUCUGGUAAUGAAGUAGAUUUUGUAACUGCUAAGCAUUACAAUGAUAAAGGGUUAAAAGGGUUAAAAUUUAGUAUUAGAGAUCAGAAGAGUAGGAGGUGAUGUUAGUUUAGAAGAAGUUCGUUGAUGUGUUUCCACGGAUGCAUUGUUCGUUUUGAAGAUUACUCACAUGGAAAUCUUGUGGGUGGGGUUGGCAUGAGGAAAAGCUGAUUAAGUCCCCUGCUAGCCACAAUUCGGAGCAGUGACCACAAGAAUACAACUUGCAACUGACCAAAUCCUGCUCCCUACACUUCCAUUAUUCCAGCCCCACAACCUAGACAUGAGACUAGAAAGCAUUCUGUAUUCACACAUCACCUUCUCAAUCCUACACAUGGGGAUUGAGGUAUUGCCAACAGUUUUGGGCUGCAGAUAUCAGAGAGGAUGUGUUGUCAAUGGAGAGAGCCCAGAGGAGGUUCACAAGGAUGAUUCAGGGAUUCAAAGCGUUUACAUUUGAGGUGUGUUUGGUAGCUUUGGGCCUGUAAUCACUGGAAUUUAGAAGAAUGCAAGGGGAUCUCAUUGAAACCUAUCAAAUGUUGAAAGGACAAGAUAGGGUGGAUGUGGAGAAGAUGUUUCCUAUGGUGGAGGUAUCCAGAACUAGAGGGCACAGCCUCAAAACUGAGGGGCGAUCUUUUAGAACUGAGGUAAGGAGGAACAUUUUUAGCCAGAGAGUAGUGAACCUGUGGGAUGUUUUGCCGCAGACUGCAGUGGAAUCCAUGUCCAUGGUUAUAUUUAAGGCGGAAGUUGAACGUUUCCUGAUCACUCAGGGCAUCAAAGGAUACGGCGAGAAAGUAGGUGUAUGGGGUUGAGUGGGAUCUGGGAUCAGCACAUAUGGAAUGGUAGAGCAGACUCGAUAGGCUGAAUGGUCUAAUUUGCUCCUAUAUCUUGUGGUGUUACAUGAUUUACCAGGAAUUGGAAGUUGAUUUAUCCUCAACUUUUCUAUAAAAUGAUCUACUUUAGAAAGUUGAAGACACUAUAUAAAAAGUUAAACAUGUUAUUAAUUUUACUGGUAGAUAGAGCACAAUGUAUAUUUUCAAAAUCAUAUGUAAAAUGAAUUUUACAUUCUCCCUUUUCCUGUUGAAAUUCUAUACAUAGUCUGUGAUCUCAGUACUAUUGACUAUAAAUAUAAUGGAAACAUUUUAAAAACGAGAACAGGCACUUACAAGUUUUGUUGGUGUCAGUUUACUGCAAUGUUUUAAAAUCAUUUGCAGUUGAAGUUAAAUUGUGGGAUUUUCUCUGUAAAAUGUCAGAUUUUAAGAUCUAUACAAAUCAAGUUCUACAGAACUGUGAAUUUUAUAUAAGAUAUUUAGAUUUUAGAAUGUAAUUUGUUUAUAAUUUGACAAUCAGGAAACAAAAUUUGUAAAUAGAAAUAAUAUCCAUACAGCUAAAAGUAGAAAUUUUUGCCCUGAGGGAACGUUCACUGAUUGAAUUCUAUUGACUUAGCAGCACAUUUGGAUGGUUGAUGUACAUGAACAAAUUUGUUGAACAUUCUUCAAAUGUAUGUGAGAGAACAAAAUAA
Molecule: messenger RNA, 2158 nt
Organism: Mobula hypostoma (lesser devil ray)
Lineage: Eukaryota; Metazoa; Chordata; Chondrichthyes; Myliobatiformes; Myliobatidae
Product: growth-regulated alpha protein-like
Exons: 4
Coding region: 62-361 (99 amino acids)
Biological process (GO): defense response; immune response; chemotaxis
Cellular component (GO): extracellular region
Molecular function (GO): chemokine activity
Source: RefSeq, a predicted model, not a curated record